This is a messenger RNA of Spirometra erinaceieuropaei, 8743 nucleotides long. Lineage: Eukaryota; Metazoa; Platyhelminthes; Cestoda; Diphyllobothriidea; Diphyllobothriidae. The record is from the annotation of a GenBank genome assembly.
AUGCGGGAUGUAAAUAGUUUGCCCGGGGAUUUGCAAGACUACUCAAAGUAACUUUACCACAUUGUGCAUUCUCUUCUACUUUUUAGCGCAGACGUAGAGGAGGCGCUUAGUUCAUGUAUGUUCAGUUAGCUCGUCUUUAUCCCGUCACAUAAGUCGUGCUUCCGUUGGAUAAUAAGCUGACGGAAGUUGAGGCUGACCUGCGUAGUGAACUAAGGAUGCUAAAACAAAUGGUAACUGACAUCACCAUUUUUAAUUGGCAGAGGGUUUGUCUUAACGACCUAAACCAGGAAGCCAGUAACCUGCGUGUAAAAGAAGAAAGGAAUAAGAGUACGCUGUAUUUGUUCUUGUUUUUUGUCAGAUGUUAAGAAUACGGACAAGGCCAAAGAAGAGGCCAUGAAACUCCUAAAGUCUGGCGCCAUUUCCUUUGGAAGCGCUACUGAAAAGCACGUUUUUAAAAGAAAGAUCAGGGAGUCGGACUUUUUGUCUGGUGAUGUAGAAGACGCCUCAGGUAAUUUUGUGUGCUUACCGGCGCAUGCAUAAAGGUCAACAAAAAAACAAAAGAAUGAAUCUUUACGACAACUUCGUCUAUGGGGAAAGAAUGCAGCCGACGUCUUCUCAGCCCUUGAAAAAGGAGCCACCAGAGCCUUAUUCAAGUGAUACGGCAAGCUCAAAUGAUGUAAAGCGCAGUGGGAAGUUCAGUCGCUCGCCAUUGGGCUAUGAAGACCAGACCGGUGAUGUGACAGCAGCAAACAAACCUUUCAGUAGACAUGCUCCAGAGUCUUCAUCCUCCAACUACUCUUCUCUUAAGGAAGCCUCCAAUAGUCGUAGACGGGGUGGCACAACCAUACACAUAAAUUGUUGUGAUAUGUCCGAAUCCCUUAUUCGGCAAAUCCUAGAGCCUUAUGGGCCCAUUCAACGUAUUCGGCUAGACGAGAGAAAGAGGUACUCCCGUCUUUUCCUAAAUGACAAUAUUUUUUUGCGCAACCCAAACAGCUAUGAUCACAUGGGUUGAGGGUGCGAGUUAACAGUGGAUGAAAUCAGUCUUACUGUGCCGAUCAUGUAUUUUAAAAGUUUUCAGUUUAUUGCGGCAAACGCAUUUUUUGUGAAAUUUGGAACUCGCCUUUGCCAGUGUGUGUGUGCUGCCUCUGGCAUCUUCAUAGCUCACACACCUCCCAUUGUUACUAUUCAUCCACUAAGCUAAGUUUUUGCUUACUGUGAUUCUUCCCAAUAUCUUCAUAAACUCGGGACCGGUAAACGUGCCUUUAAACAAGCCAUGGGGAAACUCAAAUCCUUCUGUUUGCCAUUGUUCAGAAUUCCGCCUUGUAGAGGUCGGUCUCAAUACUCAAUCCACACUAUCCGUCUAUUUUUUCAAAACAGGUGUCGUUGUUUGCCGGCCGCACUUUACUGAGUCUCUUAUUAAAAAUGAGUUUCUUAGCCUCUGAGCUUUGAUCCUUAUAAACAUUCUUCAAGGUUUCAUGGCAUCCCAUUAACUCAAAAUGAUUUAUUUUGCAGCUACGCACUUGUGACCCUCAGUUCUCCAGAGGAAGCAGAAAGGGCUCUUCAAGUAGGCACCCGCGACCUAACUUUUAAUGCAUCUUCUAGUUGGACAGAACUAUAUUUGAAAACCGCCGACUGCGUGUUAACUACGCUCGUCGCCAGUUUAAGUAUUCCAGUGAAGGAGAAUUAUCUCAUUCUGACCGGUAUCCACCUCCACAACGUUCUUUCGGUUAGUCGACAUAUCUGCCUCUGUUAUUCUAUUGUAUAUUACUUUAAAACGUUUAAUUUAAAGUGAUAGCCAAUCUAAUUCCUUUAUAAAAUGACGUUUCUCCAAUUAUUUGGGGAAAUCUAGAUGUAAAUAAAGUAUAGCGAAACUUCAGGAUUUUGAACACCAACACUCUCCACCUACUUUGCUUUUGAUCAGGCUUAUUUGUGGUCAAAGGUAAUGCAGCGACCGACAAAGCUGUACAGUUUCUCUAUGCGUGCCGCGUACGACUUGGUCCUUACUCUAUACGUCCCGUGAUUCUUCUGAGAUCUGGUGCAAAUGCGAGUGGCUUAACUGCUACAUUAAGGGGCCAUUCCAGCCUGACCUCUAGUCCAGUGCACAAACGAGUAACUCAUUCAGUUAGCAGUCACUCAAACCACAAGUAGUAGCCCGUUUGGACGGGUUCUAGCGUGCCAGAUUGGUUAUGACCGGGAAUACACUGAUUCGUCGUAGGGAUGGAUGCCUGUACUGUGUCAGUCUCUCCCUUUCCUCGCCCCUGUACCCGUGAAGUAUGUCGGGGAUCUAAGCACUGGUUGUCCGACAGCAUUUCAAUGGAUUCGCGAUCGAAUGAUCAGAACAAUGUUUUGUAGCAUUGGGUAUGGACAUGAAGUCUAUCAGCAUUGAUAGUAAACUUGGUGGUGGUGGUGAUGAUGGGGGUGAUGAGGAUAAUAAUAAUAGCAAUAAUAAUAGUGUCUCGUGACAUGGGAUGUGGAUUCCUCGUUAUGACAUCGCGCUAGGCCCGUAAACACCAAAUGAGGCCAUUCCUCGCCGAAAAAUUCCGUUGACAGAGUUAAUACGAUGCCAACGGUUGAAUGCUUCCGUUGCUGGUACGUGACACUUUCUUUUUGCGGACCUCUUCCAUAGUCUUGACCCUUGUUAUUCUGUUCGUUUCGAAAUAAAUGCGCCAGAUUUAGGGCAGUUCGCCAAACCUGUCGACUCCGUGCGAGGCCAACACAGGCCUCGGGGUUGUUUUUCGGGUGCCCGAGAGAGAUGUUAAGGGUGUUUUUGUGUCGUCCUUGUGCACCUUAUUUACAAGCGCCCGUAGCGGCACAGUCGUUUGGCCAAUCGUUUGUCGGCCACACUCACGGAGGGACCGCUCCACCGUUGCUACAUCCAUCCCAGCCUCGUUCAAAAUCGUAGCUGGGACAGCAGCCGUUUACAUCCUCAGUUUCGUGUUGGGGAAUAUGCCUCAACGCUUUCAGUCGGAAAGUUAUCGCUUGCCUUAGGUCUUACUGGCGUUGGAGAGCUGACUUACAAUCUCAUCAACAAUUUUAAUUUUUCGUGCAAUUCUGCCUUAACUACGCGUGCUUAAUUUAUUCAAAUCCACUUUGGCACCGACGAUAUCCAUGGUAGAUAAUUGGUUUCUGUCACAAGUAUACUUGGGUGCGAAGGCGCCUUCAGGAUGGACGUCACCUUAGGGGGUAGAGGGACGAGCCUAUGGGGUUCAGCAGUUUGCCAAAAUGUUCCUUUCACGGAGGCGUCGUGUCUGACAUUGAAUAUCACGCCGUCAUCAGCAUCAGCUGGUUGACUGUCCCGCACAAUCGGCCGGUUCACGGGAGAGGGGAGAGAGAGAGAGAGUGAGAUCGACCGGGUACUCCGUCCGCACAGCACUCAGCACAUAUGCUUCACUAUAAACAGUCUGACGCGUUUCUUAACCAUCGCGAUGGGCCAAAAGCAGUGACUUAGGCGGCUGCCAACCGACGGGAUAAUUUAGUUUUCUUCUCAGAACAUAAUCAGGCUAUAAUGGUUCCUUUUUGCUGUUACCUUUGUGAACCUCCGACUCCGUUGGGAUCCGAGCCGCUCCUUUGUUUGUCUAAAAAACUGGUCCACCGUGCGCGGACUAGGCCUGUGUGGCACGCAUAGACGGGCCGUUUAGCUUUGUCAGUCAGUGCGCCCGAUCCCGCCCUCCGGUGUUCUUAACCCUGUUUUGACACCGGGCUCAGGUGGGGUAAAGAGGGAGUGCGGUAAACGCAGUGCAAGUCUGCCAUCACUAUAAAAUAAUUGGCGCGCAAAUAGCCAUCCCCGCGCCCACCCUGUCCUAAGGUAUACGGUGGACAUCGUCGACAGUGACGACGGAACUGUCAUCACACCAUCCUUAUUCUCUCUGAUCAUUGAGGCCAAGGGAUUGUGCGACUGAACUGUUUUCGAAAUCCCUUACAGUCUGCCUGCUAUCCCCAUUGGCUGAAACGCGUUCUAAAUCUUGGCCAACCUUCUCCGGAGUUUCCUGCGGCCAUACCACACAGUGCCUAUAAUUUUAUGACCUGAAGGGCUGGGGCUCAGUUUGUAGGCACAGUCAUUUGGAUCGUUCCGCUGAAGACCCGAUAAUUGUUACGACUCCCACUACUCAUUUCCGUAACUGCCUAUGUUCCAGACCCAAAUCUACAUAUUUCGCAGCAAAUUGUUGCUAAAGCCCCUUUUAUUUUGACCCAGCUGUGAAAAACUCGGCAACGUCGGUGGGAUUCGAAUUCACGACAUCAAGGGGAAGACAUAAGUACAGCCAACGCUCUAUCCACCUGAGCUACAAUGGCCAACUGAGAGCCGUGAAUUUAGGCACACUUUGGUCAGGUUGUCCGCCCAGUCUACUGAAACGCCUGUGAUCCACCAAAUCUGAUACAGUAAGCCGACUGCCCCAGCAUCAUUUCCCAAGUAACCCAUCUGGAAUCCACCAGAUGACCACCAGACUCAUAAACUGCCACUCGUGGCGCUGGGUAGUUAACAGCCGGGUGCGUGGCAGGUGCCGUCUUCCCUGAUGGCUUGGGAGAAGAUCCUCCAGCCAUCUGUACACUUCUGUCUAACCAAAUAUAUUUCUGAUACAAUAUAUUCAGGCGAAUCAGGUCGGAUGGGCUUUCCAUUGUCGUCCACAUAACUUAGGUGAGGUGUCGCCCGGUUGUUCGUAGUGCUUCGAAUGUUACAUUCUGUAGAAGACCGCGAUCCGAUCUCGCUGGCUCAGUCGGUAUCUAUGGGAUUUUUUAUUUCCUCUGAACAAAGUCAAUUUAUUCAUAAACCGUGGGAGGCUAGUACGCCUAUUUCUGUCAUAUUUCGUACCAGCAGUCUUUCGUUCUUCAUCCACAGGCCGGUAAGGCCUUAGCUUUGAUCCCAAGUCAAUAGGUUUGAAGUCCAGUGAGGACUACUAAGUCGCAGGCCUACGCUCUGACAGUUGUAUCCAAGCGUACUCAGUUCCUUGAAAUUUUUACUUCCUAACUAUAGAAUGAAACACCAGCCUUCUGUCUUGUCCUAAGGCCGCAUGCUAGACCAAAAUGGCAUAGAGCAGCUAGUUUUGAAGACAACGUCAGGGAGACUGGGGUGACCAUUCAGGCUCGUGAGGGCAAGUGGCUUCUGUUCUCCACUCAGGAUGGGUCAGUGUUAGUCCCCUCCCAAAUUACUCCUCGUCGUUAGCAAGCCCCGUUUAUCGCAUCUCGACAGUUCCAGGUAUUGUAAGGUCUGCUAUUUAUUGUAAUACGACUGACGUUGACGCCAAAGACGUGGAUGACUGUAGGUUAUGUCAUCCAUCCGGUGAAAUAUUUAAAGAGACACUAACUAUUAUCACUCUUCUUCAAGGCAUGAGAUAUCCAGUCAACGAUUAAGUUUGCGGCAAACCAAGUGUUAGUUCAGAAGGGGUCCUUUUAAGUUAACCAAAUUCCCGGGCGACUAUCGGUCAGUAAAACGGAUGAACCGUUACGGUUGGUGACAUUCCAACUACCGGAGUAUGCGACCGCAACCCGUCUCCCCCCGCACUCCCCAUUCUUAUGUGGUCGCGCGUCCCCCGUCGCGCACACGUUUCAAGCCGCCCUAUCGAUCGGUCCCGCCUUAUUUUUGCCGCGCAAGCCAAAAAGCGCCACGUCCAGCGGCGCGGGAGGCUUGGCUGGAGGAAAAGAGGGUGGGAGGAAGCCGCCAGGCAUGGAGGUCAAGGAUGGCAUUGGUCCGGUGCACAAAUGUUCCUAUCUCUUGGAUAAGAUGGUCGCAGACUACGAACGCUCCAAUCAGCCCUGGAGCAAGGACUACCCCUACAUGUCCAACGCCAGCCAGCAGAAUAUUCUCCCCACCUUCACAAAGGAGUUUUGUAUAUUUGAAAGCAGAUACGUGGACCGCAGUAUGCGACGCCGGCUGCUGCCCUCCUAUGCGAAGGAGCGAGCCAAAGAUUCGUCGAUAGGGAAGCUCAAUGAAAACUACUCCUCAAUGUUCUACGCUCAGCAUCGAGCCCAUGCCCGCCAUAUAGGCAGAACCCUGGCUGAAAGGGCCUCCAACGGUCCCCCCUAUGUCCCGCCCACUGAGCGUUUUGGUUACUCUCCUGAAGAGUCCCACCUGUGUCUGCCGCCUGAGCACAAAAAUCCUCCACCAGGUUUCCGUUCGGCGAUUAACCUUAAUUCCUCUGCCUGCCUGGGCUUUUGUGCCCCGACAGACAGGAUCCACCUGCUGAAAAAACACGAGCUGUCUGGUCGAUUCUUCUUUUAGUCGCCAUAUGCCUCCAUGAGGGUCUUUUUGCGUCAUCACGCUGAUCAUCAUUUUACCGCCUUCUUGCUGUACAUAUGCGUAUACAAACGCGAACUCACUUCUUUAGGUGGAUCGUGUAUUCUCAGGUCUUUCCAAUUCCUUGCCUUUGUUGCGCAGGCACUAUACUUGCUUCGUCGAAUAAAAAUACCUUCUUUCUCCGCGUCUCCAGUCCCAGUAUCCUUGUUCGGUUAAUUACUUGAUAAUCUACUAUUCCAUGUCUUCAAGAUGCAACAAAACAACUGACGAUAGUUUCAAGGAGAAGCAUGUAGGAUGGGAGGGUUUGUAGAUUUGACAAGACUCUAUUUUUUUAAUUUCAUCAUAACUUAAUCGUUAACUUGGAGUAGAUCAGUCUGUUUGAGACUUACAGACUCAGACCGUGUUAUGCAGCGGUGAAACGCGUGUCUAUGGGUUCUUAGCUAGUACCUAUGCCUUCAGUAUGGUGGAUCGUGCUAUUUACGCAAGACUCUGUUCCUUACGGCCUACAGUAGGUGUGCUAACUCAUGAAAUGUUGACUGAAAUUAUGAAAUACGUUGUCGUUUCGAAAAGAUUACUUAAGUAGAGUUGUAGAGCUAAUCAUCUUGCAGCAUAAUUCUAUAAUAAUUCAGUUACCUCGGGAUGCCGGCUUUCGAAUGAAUUUCAUUCCGGCCGCAUGCAAAAAUCAGACUGCACAAAAUGACCACUUCAGUAGCAUGAAUUUUUCUCAUUGACUUUCGAUGUCCUCAAAAAUUCAAUUAUAGUUCAUAGAAAACAUGCAUAAAUAUAUUCAGUUUUUUACUCAUUUGGUAGAAAAUUACUUCUUUCAAUUUGAUACUUGAAGAACGGGUAUAAUUCGGUUUUAAAAAAGUUUCCGGUUGUGAGCUUUUUUAGUACCAUGAAAUGUCCGUUAAUAAAAUAUCGUGCCUCUUAGUAAUGUGGCCUCUUAAGUUUGCCAUGUGUCUCAAACCCACUGCUAAAUUUCAUGGACUCCAUACGAUCUCCUCUUAACAACGUAGAGAAAUGUAUGGUUUUUCGUACACGGAGAAUAUACGGCUUGUGGUUUGGAAACCCUGAAUGCAAGUGUAACGGCAGGUCGUGUUCAAAAUUAUCCGGAGAUUGAAAAGUUUUUGAGAACCAAACUAUAUACCCUCUCUCAAAGUUUAAAAUUGGGAGGAGUAAUUCUCUACCAAAUGAGUAAGAGAAUGAAUAUCUUUAUGCAUGUUUCUAUGAACUAUAAUUGAAUUUUUGAGGACAUCGAAAGUCAAUGAGAAAAAUUCAGGCUACUUAACCAGUCAUUUUGUGCAGAGUCUGGUUUUUGCAUGCGGCGGGAAAGCAAUUCGUUCGAAAGCCGGCAUCCCUAGGUAACUGAAUUAUUAUAGAAUUAUCCUGCAAGAUGAUUAAUUUUACAACCCUACUUAAGUAAUCUUUUCGAAACGACAACGUAUUUCAUAAUUUCAGUCAACAUUUCAUGAGUUAGCACACCUACUGUACCUCACCGCGAGGGUGCCUGUAACUGGGUUAGUCGCAGUCUUUUCUUUCUAAAUUUGCUAGGGACAGCUUUAUUUUCUGUUGAUUUCUGGCUGGCUCUGUACACCAACUGUCGAAGCAUUUCUAAUUAACGGAGACAUUUCCCAUCUGCUUGAUUCUGCGCCCCUUUACCAAUGGUAUACGUGAUCGCACAUAACCAAACAUAGCAGGUAAAAUUAAUGUUCAAAUGAAAAUCAGUCAGCGUGUACUCCCCGUUGGGAAUCCAUGUAAGGGAGUUCCGCAGGCGAAAGACUAAGCGGAUACUGUGAUUGAAGGUAACUUUGGUCAUUUCCCCUUGUUUAGCUUCUUGUAAUGCGUCCAAUAGGUUCUUUUCACUGUAAAGAAGAAACCUGAGGUCAGACCCGUUUCCCGAAAAGCUUUAGAUGCACAAUUUCAGUCUUAUUAUGGUCUUUGCCAGUUGCAAUAACUUUUUUUCGGUCAGAUGUGGUUAUGUAGCCGCACUCGAGGUAAACAAACCCCAACCGCUUGUAAUACGUAACCGGCGGUAAUAGGGGGUCUUUACAGGUGGGACCGGGGAACGCACAGGCGACGAGGUCAAGUAGUUGUAUGCAAAAGAAAAACUUUUGGAAAUGCGCGGUUGUACUUUGAGUGGUUGAGGAAUAGUUGCCCUAACCCUUACCCCUAACCCUAACCCCAACAGUAUUGUGUCCAAAAGGCGCGGCUACACAACCAUAGUUUAGCAUUUUUUCAUUUGAAAGGCGACAAAAGCGAAAAAAACGCACCGAUUAUGAUUUCCUCCAGCUGUUUAGGAAACGUUUACGUGCGCUUGGUCAUCUUGUCAUGUACGCAGGAGCGUUGCCCUCCAUUCUAUUGAUAGUCGAGAGUAAGGUCUGUCGUCUUGUUAUCAUUGCUUCGGUCACGCUUUAUCCUAUCUUAACAGGUCCUCCGAAGACAACCAAGCCGGAAGCACCCCACUCGGAAACCGGUUCACGGAAUCUUGUCGACUAUGGCGAUGUUGACUUCUAG